AUGCGGUCACUGCGAGCCUUGACGGCGUCGCUGCUCGCUGCCCAGUACGUCGCCGCCGACGCCUUCGCGGCCGAUGAGGUACAGAAACCCGUGGGUGUAUCAUCGUCAUCAUAUCCGACAUCGCAAGACGGACCCGGCUCUUCAUCGCCCAAGAGCAGCGAUGACGGUGGCCCAUCGUCAUGGUAUGCCAGACUGAACUACUCGUCACCGGCGCCGCACCUGUUCGCUUCGGCGUACGGUCUGCUCCAGCAGUGGAGCAACACCGUGUUCCCCAACGGGCACACGAUGGCGGCGGUGGAGGUUCCCGCGUUUACGCUGUUUUAUCACGGGCGGAUGGACGAGGAGGAUGUGCCGAGUCCGGAGUGGCUUGCUUUUGAUAUGUGA
This is a messenger RNA of Colletotrichum paranaense, 384 nucleotides long. RefSeq lists its product as uncharacterized. The record is from RefSeq and is a predicted model, not a curated record. Lineage: Eukaryota; Fungi; Ascomycota; Sordariomycetes; Glomerellales; Glomerellaceae. The transcript has a single exon. Bases 1 to 384 code for a protein of 127 amino acids.